CUUGGUGGUCUGUCACCUCAAGAGCUGACUCCAUGCAUGUCCAUAGCAUGGAGCGGUUUGGGACUAACCCUCUGUCCCAGAGCAGCACUAGCUGCCUCUCUGAGGACUCGCAGGAUGGGAAUAUCCUAAUGGUUGGAGCGAAUUCUUUGGAAGAAAAGAAGCUGAAAAGACGUCAAAAGAAUCGUGCAGCUGCCCAGAGGAGCCGACAAAAGCACACGGAGAAGGCGGACGAGCUCCAUCAGCAACACGAGCACCUGGAGCAAAAGAACACAGCCCUGAAGAAGGAGAUUGAGGCCCUGAAGGAGGAGCUGAACUACUGGAAUCAAAUGCUCAAGGACCAUGAAUCCACCUGCCCGGACAUGCUGACUCCCUCCUUGCCAACACAGACCCCCCUUCUGCACUGGCUGGCCGAGGGGCUGAACCGGGGGAUACAGUGACCCUGGCUACCCCUUGGGAGUCCUAAGCUAAGGAGGGCUGUUAAACUGUGAGAGAAGAGCUGCUGCACUGGAUCAGACCCAUGGACCCAUCCAGCCCAGUAUCUCUCCCUCCCUGCUGCCCUGGCUCAGGCCCACAGCCCAUGUAGUUCCAUCUUUGACAUCAGCCAGAAGCAGAUGCUUGAAAGGACAGCACCAAAUGUAAUCUGGGAGGUGGGCUGGUGAGUGGAUGCAGCUUUGCUUCCUUCCAGGCAGCAGAUCUCUCCACAACAAUCAAACGGUCUUCCUCAGGUCAUGGUUAGAGGGGGAAUUCCUAACCAGUCCAUGAGGUAACCCAGAAUGGGAUCAUGCACAGACAGAACCCAGCACAAUAUGGGGAGCAGAAGAUCCUGCCGGAUGCUGUCUAACACUAAAGCCAAAACAGACUGGUGUUAUGUGAGGAGACUAAUAAAAUUCACACUCCCAACCUCCAGCCAACACUUGACCUUGCUCUAUCCAGCCUGGUCUCCCCACCCUGCUACACAGAACUGGGGACACCAAUCAGCUAGGAUUCCCUAAAAGGUGCAACUCAGAGGGGCUAG
Messenger RNA from Terrapene triunguis (Three-toed box turtle), 1015 nucleotides. RefSeq names its product basic leucine zipper ATF-like transcription factor 2 (gene BATF2). Gene Ontology annotation, molecular function: DNA-binding transcription factor activity, RNA polymerase II-specific; RNA polymerase II cis-regulatory region sequence-specific DNA binding. Gene Ontology annotation, biological process: regulation of transcription by RNA polymerase II. The record is from RefSeq and is a predicted model, not a curated record. Bases 33 to 437 code for a protein of 134 amino acids. Gene Ontology annotation, cellular component: nucleus. Lineage: Eukaryota; Metazoa; Chordata; Testudines; Emydidae. The transcript is spliced from 3 exons.